Messenger RNA from Liolophura sinensis, 2460 nucleotides. RefSeq names its product cytosolic Fe-S cluster assembly factor narfl-like. NCBI's taxonomy places the organism in Eukaryota, Metazoa, Mollusca, Polyplacophora, Chitonida, Chitonidae. The record is from RefSeq and is a predicted model, not a curated record.
AUGGCGUCCCACUUCAGUGGUGCAUUGCUGACAGACUUAGAUGACUUUAUCACUCCGUCACAGGAAUGUGUCAAACCAGUGAAAAUAGAGAGAAAACCAGGAAAAGUAAGCAAAAUUCGAAUAGAAGAUGAUGGGAGUUAUUCUCAGGUGAUGCAGGAUGGAGUGGAGAAUAAAUUGGAGAAAGCCAAGAUCACCCUGAAUGAUUGCCUGGCCUGUAGUGGCUGUAUCACGUCAGCAGAAAGUGUCCUCAUUACUCAGCAAAGUCAAGAAGAACUGUACAAAAUUCUUGAUCAAAACAGAAAGGCAAAGGAGACUGGUCAGCCGAUGAAAACAGUGGUGGUAUCCAUCUCGCCUCAGUCCAGGGCCUCAUUAGCAGCUCAGUAUCACCUGACCAUCCCUCAAACAGGCAGCAAAUUACACACUUUCUUUAAGAGUUUAGGUGUUCAUCAUGUCCUGGACACAACAUUCAGUCGAGAGUUCAGCCUUAUAGAGAGUGGCCGCGAGUUUGUGCGACGCUUCCGUCAGGCUGAUGUGGAUAAAACACAGCUACCUAUGCUAGCCUCAUCAUGUCCAGGGUGGGUGUGUUAUGCUGAGAAGACUCAUGGGGCAUACAUUUUACCAUACAUCAGCACCACAAAAUCUCCACAGCAGAUCAUGGGCUCUUUGGUUAAAGAUUAUUUCGCAGGGUUAGAGGGUAUAUCACCAGAUUUGGUAUAUCAUGUGACUGUGAUGCCGUGUUUUGACAAGAAAUUGGAAGCCUCUAGAUUAGAUUUUUACAGUGAUUUGUACAAAACGCGGGAUGUUGACUGCGUCAUUACAUCAGGUGAAGUACAGAAAAUGCUGGAGCAGGAAGGCUUGUUAUUGUCAGAUGUAGAAGAAAAGCCACCUAAUUCCAGCUUUACCUGUAUGGAUGGGCAGAUAUACAGUCAUGCUGGGGGAGGCUCUGGUGGCUACCUCGAGUACAUCACCAGAUAUGCAGCUAAAGAACUCUUUGACCGGGAACUUCAGAAGUUAGAAUAUAAAAUACUCAGAAACCAGGAUUUUCAGGAAGUUAUCGUACAGUUUGAUGGAAAGCAAGUGUUAAAAAUGGCCCUGGCCUAUGGCUUCAGGAAUAUACAGAAUAUUGUACAGAAGAUUAAACGUGGAAAAUGUCCUUAUCACUUUGUGGAGGUCAUGGCAUGUCCCUCAGGCUGUAACAAUGGUGGGGGUCAGAUUCGCCCAGAGGAUUCUGAGACAGUCAAGGAGCGGCUGGGCCGGGUGGAGGAGCUGUAUCGCAGUGUCAGCUGUAUUGCCCCAGGGGUGAACCCAGAUGUAGAGCGGCUGUACAGGGAGUGGCUGGGGGGAGGCGACUCGGAGAAGGCCAGGCUACUGCUCCACACACAGUAUCACCCAGUGGAGAAAAUGACUAAUGCCCUGACCAUUAAGUGGUAGACUCACUUACAAAUGCAUAUAUAGUUUGGUAUAUUUCUAUGUGAUAUUUAUUAUGAAGAGAUCAAAAGUCUAGGUUGAGGCCUAACCAUUUAUUUAAUUAAAUAUGACUGAAAGGACAACAGGUUUUACCCAAAGAAGACUGCCUAACCAGCUGGAAUUGUGAAAAAUUGUACAUCUGGAAUUUCGAGAAAAUAUACAUCUGGAAUUGAAAGAAGUGAAAUCAGGGAUAUAUCAUCUAUUGUAUUAAAUCAAGUAGAGUUUUACAAAGGAUUGAAAGAUAUUAAGAUACCUGUGGUGAUGGUUGGACUGUCGGAUAUUUCUCAGAGAGAGACGCUGAAUUCAGGAAUACAAGGUUGGAACAUAUCAAAGUACUGUCUGAAACCCUUCACCUGCAUCAGGUAUGGCCAUUAUGGAAAUGUGGAGAACUUAACACUGGCAACAUUAAAAGCCUUGUCAUUUCCAUGACAGAAAUCAUUCACAUUGAUCAAGUGCCAUUACUUUCUCCAUUCUUUAUGACGAUAUCCCCAUGCACAUGCAUGUAUACAUAUGUAUGCAGUUCAAGGUAGUAUUAGAAAAUAUAUUUGAGUAAGCUGUCACUGUUGUGUUAAACAUUUAGUUGAUCAUUAUCAGAAUAUCGAGAAACAAGGAAGGCCUAUGCAGUGGGGAUGAAGUUUAGGGCCUUUUUACCAUUGCCUGUGAAAGGUACAUUUGUACCUUGUGAGAAGACCAGGUUUGGGAGCGUUACCAUAUUGGUGGUAUAGAAAGUUUAUGAGAUGUAACAACAGGGAUUUUAGUAUUAGGAAUGGUGGUGAUACAGAGUUAUAUUCAGGUCCCUGUAUACCAUACUUCUGUCCAGGAAUAUUUUGACUUGCACCGUCACCAAAAGUACGGAACAUUUACAUACGCACCUCUACAAAAUUCUGUCAACCAUUCUCCAUGUUCAUAUAGUCACCCAAUAAAUCCACCUACUAACACUAUUAUAUCUGUUCUAAAAUAAACUGUUGCAACAGUCCCUCAAACUAACCUAUC